Ochotona curzoniae (black-lipped pika) is the source of this 724-nucleotide messenger RNA. RefSeq names its product RNA binding motif protein 8A (gene RBM8A). Gene Ontology annotation, molecular function: mRNA binding. Gene Ontology annotation, cellular component: cytoplasm; nucleus; exon-exon junction complex. The coding region runs from base 39 to 563 and encodes 174 amino acids. The record is from RefSeq and is a predicted model, not a curated record. Gene Ontology annotation, biological process: RNA splicing. The transcript is spliced from 6 exons. Lineage: Eukaryota; Metazoa; Chordata; Mammalia; Lagomorpha; Ochotonidae.
GCCCAAGUGAGCGGCACAGUCGAGUGCUGGGCGGCAACAUGGCGGACGUCCUGGAUCUUCACGAGGCCGGGGGCGAAGAUUUCGCCAUGGAUGAGGAUGGGGACGAGAGCAUCCACAAACUGAAAGAAAAAGCGAAGAAGCGGAAGGGCCGCGGCUUUGGCUCAGAAGAGGGGUCACGGGCACGGAUGCGAGAGGAUUAUGACAGUGUGGAGCAAGAUGGGGACGAACCCGGACCACAACGCUCUGUUGAAGGUUGGAUUCUCUUUGUUACUGGAGUCCAUGAGGAGGCCACUGAGGAAGACAUUCAUGACAAAUUCGCAGAAUAUGGGGAAAUAAAAAAUAUCCACCUCAACCUGGACAGACGUACAGGAUACUUAAAGGGGUAUACUCUAGUUGAGUAUGAAACGUACAAGGAGGCCCAGGCUGCAAUGGAGGGACUCAAUGGCCAGGAUCUGAUGGGACAGCCAAUCAGUGUGGACUGGUGUUUUGUGCGAGGUCCACCCAAGGGCAAGAGGAGAGGUGGCCGAAGACGCAGCAGGAGUCCAGAUCGGAGGCGACGCUGAAAGGUCGGGCUGAAGACGCAGCUGGUGUCUGCAAGGUUCCAUUUGGCCGUUCAGCCUCGGUUAAAUAGGACCUAGUUGGAUCUCACUCUUUGUAUUUAAUGUCUUACCCUAUCAGUUAGUGUUUGAGUUAUGAAUAAAUUUGUUUUUGCUUUUGUUUUCUA